UGCUCCAUUGUCAUCAUCCUUCUGCAAAUGGUUGGUAGAGGUAAUUUCUUUUCCCAGAACAGUGAAGAAUCAGGCGCAAAUUUGCCUUUUUUACACGGAUUUACCCCUAUGGUGUGGUGUCAAGUUCUACUCUUCUCUGGCGGGGGUCUUCUCGUAUCUGCUGUCAUCAAGUACGCUGACAAUGUAUUGAAGGGAGUUGCCAUUGGUAUCAGCGUGCUGCUCUCAACGGUGGCGAGUAUGUUUUUGUUCGGGACGUCCAUCACCCCACUGUUCAUUGUGUGCGCGUUUGCUACCGUUGCUGCUGUCUACUUCUUUUCCAAUCAGCUCCCACGGUGCCUCACAGAGCCACAUCGUUCUUCCUACUUCUCUCUGAUCUGC
Molecule: messenger RNA, 378 nt
Organism: Nannochloropsis gaditana CCMP526
Product: udp-galactose translocator
Exons: 1
Biological process (GO): pyrimidine nucleotide-sugar transmembrane transport
Cellular component (GO): Golgi membrane
Molecular function (GO): pyrimidine nucleotide-sugar transmembrane transporter activity
Source: RefSeq, a predicted model, not a curated record